Messenger RNA from Brassica napus (rape), 1377 nucleotides. RefSeq lists its product as uncharacterized. NCBI's taxonomy places the organism in Eukaryota, Viridiplantae, Streptophyta, Magnoliopsida, Brassicales, Brassicaceae. The coding region runs from base 104 to 1243 and encodes 379 amino acids. The transcript has a single exon. The record is from RefSeq and is a predicted model, not a curated record.
CUUGGUGGGCAAGGCUAUUUCUCUGUAUUAAUGGAGAUGUUUUAGGUGGAGAAGAUGGAAGAUCAUUAGAUCUCUCUUGGCUUUUUGUUUAACAGCACUGAUCAUGUCUUUGUUUCUCAGCCGUCUCCGCCUUGAGGUGAGAAGAUCCUCCUCUGUUUCCCUUCUUCUCUCUAAGGGCUUCUCAACUUCCUUGCGGCAAACCCCUCCUUGUUCCAUCAUGGGCGCUUUUCCUCGUGAAGACGGCGGUCUAAGAAGACUCGCAGUUGCCUAUGCUCAUAAACCUUCCGUGACUCAACUGGACAAGGUGAUACCUUUGGGGUUGGGGUUGGUGUUUAACUGUUAUGAUGAUGACGACUUGGAUGAUGAAAAAACCCUAACGAUAGGGGCAUCUCAUGGGUGGGUAGCUACUCUGAAGAAAGAUGGAAUCCUGCGUCUACAAGACGAUUUUAACCCUGUGGCAUCGGAUGCAAAUCCGAAACGUAUCCCUCUGCCUCCUCUUGUGACUCUUCCUCAUUGCCAAACCAAUAUCAUCACCAACGUGUCAAUGUCAUCAUCUUCUCCAGAGGAUGAUGAGGACUGUGUCGUGGCUGUCAAGUUCUUAGGACCUCAGCUCAGCUUUUGCAAACCAGCAGCUGGUCAGAGUAGACCGGAGUGGACAAACAUUAAGAUCGAAAACCCUUGCUUCUUCUCCUCCCGUGUCAUGUAUUCCGAGAAAGACAACAUGUUUCGCAUUCCCGGAUCUGGAGGACACCUCAUCGGGUCAUGGGACCCUUGCAAUCCCAGCGAUGACCCCAAGCUGCACAAAGUAGAGUUCCAAAACCUUCCUAAGCUUCCCAUGGCCACACGUGAGCUUAUGGAUUCGUGCUUCACGAGCGAGCACUUGGUUGAGUCAAGACCCACCGGUGAGACUUUUUUGGUUAAGCAGUACAAGAAGACAGCCAAGAACAAGGAAGGUGUUGACAUAAUGAAAACAGAAUUUUUAAUGGUGUUCAAGCUAGACGAUGAAGGAAACGCUGUCUGCAUUCAACGCAUGGGAGAUCUCAACAUGUUCCUCUCAAUGUCUGAACCUUUCUGUGUCCUUGCUUCUUCCUUUCCUGGCAUGCUCUCUAGCACCGUUCACAUCUAUGAUUAUGAUGAUAUGGGAUAUGUGUAUAUGGAUGACUUCCCCUUCCACAUCUAUAGAGUAAGUGGUCCACAUCUUGUCCCUUAUCAGAUUCCACCUCAAGAUAUCAUCGAAAACUAGUUUUGUAAUGUUGUCUUUUGUUAUAUGCCUUCUCUUUGGAGAAAUUUCUGCUUUACUACUCUCAGGGGCAAUAUUACUUUUGAACUGCUAUAUCCAAAUUAUUGUUAUCUGCUCCUUUGAAAUUAUUUUGAUCU